Molecule: messenger RNA, 8169 nt
Organism: Hypanus sabinus (Atlantic stingray)
Lineage: Eukaryota; Metazoa; Chordata; Chondrichthyes; Myliobatiformes; Dasyatidae
Product: zinc finger protein 229-like
Exons: 2
Coding region: 729-2063 (444 amino acids)
Source: RefSeq, a predicted model, not a curated record
UUCGUGCGGGCUGAACGGUUACGGCAGGCGGUGAUCUCACUGAGUGGCCUCGGCCUUUCUCUCCCCACCCCCUCACCCGCCUCCCGCUCGCCGCCGAUACGUGGGGGCCCAGGCGAGAGAAGGGCAGAGGCAGCAGGUCGGGCGCAUCUAGCGGAGCGAGAAGCAGGGAACUUUAAAAGUCCCAGACCCUUCCGUUAGAACUGGGGGAAAGCAAAAAGUACGUUAGUUUUUCUUGCAGAGCCGGGUGAGAUAGACCGGACAAAGGGAACAUCUAAUCGGCUUCACUUGGUCAUUGGCCUCUCUGAUGAACAGAUUAACAAAGGCAGCCGCAGACAGAACAAUGUUAACGCUUUGAUACGUGGGCCAGAGCUGUUGCUGAGGGCUGCAGCUCCGCUUCACAGUGUAUAGCUCAUCUCCUGUUUGAUUCCUCUCCCUCUACCUUGUCCUGAUUCAUCUCGGGAACUGACGGGUCUGCAAACUAAAGGGUAAAACAAGCCGUGAAUUUGUUUAUGGGAAUCUCAAAUGCAUCAUCGGCAAAUCCGCACUUUGCUGUCCGUCCACUCUGAGUGUGGGAAGGGAUUCACUCAGUUGUCCCAUUUGCUGACACACCAGCCAGCUCAGACUGGGGAGAAGCCGUUCUGCUCAACGUGCGGGAAGAGUUUCAUUCAGUUAUCCCAAGUCCAGGAACGCUAGCAAAUUCAGACAGGGAGAGGCCUUUCAUCUGUUCUAUGUGUGGAAAGGGAUUCACUCAGUUACCCAGCCUGAUGACGCACCAGCAAGUUCACACUGGCGAGAGGCCGUUCACCUGCUCCGAGUGUGGCAAGAGCUUCACCCGGACUCUGCACCUGAAGGCACACCAGCGAGUUCACACUGGGGAGAAACCGUUCUCCUGCUCAACGUGUGGACGGAGAUUCACCCAGUCAUCCAAUUUGCAGGCCCACCGGCGAGUUCACACUGGGGAGAGGCCGUAUUCCUGCUCGGUGUGUGGGAAGAGCUUCACGCAGUUGUCCGGCUUGCAGACGCACCAGCAAGUUCACACUGGGGCGAGGCCGUUUAUCUGCUCAACGUGCGGGAAGAGAUUUGCUUCGUCAAGCAACCUGGUAAUACACAAGCGCGUUCACACUGGGGAGAGGCCGUUCAACUGCUCUGAGUGUGGGAAGGGAUUCACCAGUUCCUCUGACCUGUUGCAGCACCAGCGAUACCAUACGGUGGACAGGCCAUUCAUCUGCUCAACGUGUGGGAAGGGAUUCGUUCGCUCGUGUGAGCUGAAGGUGCACCAGCGAGUUCACACUGGGGAGAGGCCGUUCUCCUGCUCUGAGUGUGGAGUGAAAUUUACUCAGUCAUCCCAUCUGCAGGCGCACCAGCGAGUUCACAACAGGGAGAGGCCGUUCUUCUGCACAGUGUGUGGGAAGGGGUUCAUUCAGUCGUCCCAGCUGUUGGUUCACCAGCGAGUUCACAAUGGCGAGAGGCCGUUCAUCUGCUCAAGUUGUGGGAAGGGAUUCAUUCAGUCAUGCGAAUUGAAGGUACACCAGAGAGUUCACACUGGGGAGAAGCCGUUCUCCUGCUCAACGUGUGGAAAGAGGUUCACUCGGUCAUUCAAUUUACGGUCACACCAGCGAGUUCACACUGGGGAGAAGCCGUUCUCCUGCUCAACGUGUGGAAAGAGAUUCACUCGUUCGUCCAAUUUGCAGACACACCAGCGAAUUCACACCGGGGAGAAGCCGUUCUCCUGCUCCGAGUGUGGAAAGGGGUUCAGUCAGUCGUGCGAUCUGAAGAUACACCAGCGAGUUCACACUGGGGAGAGGCCCUACUCCUGCACGGAGUGUCGGAAGGGAUUUGCUCGCUUGUCUAACCUGCUGGCACACCAGCGAGUUCACACUGGGGAGAGGCCCUUCACCUGCUCUGAGUGUGGGAAGACAUUCACCCAGUCAGCCAUCCUAAAAACACACCAGCGGCUGCACACCGGGGAGAGGCCAUUCAUCUGCUCUGAGUGCGGGAAAGGAUUCACUUGCUCAUCUCGCCUGCUGAAACACCAGCGAGUUCACAAUGUGAAGAAGGAUUGAAGAUGCUGCAUGCCAAGCAUUCAACCUUUGUGUCUACUGAAAUCUAACACAAGUUCACAAGAGUUGCAGGUGAAUCAGGGCCUUGGGUUCUGUUGAAACUUCUGUUAACACCCAGACUGAAUCUGGUAAUGGUCAGAAUUGGGUCUCUGUUGCUGAUGUUCACAGUCUGUUUAAAGUUUAGCUCCGCUAAUGUUCUGGAUCUGCAAUUAACAUAAGACAGUUCUGCCUGAAAGACUUUAUUCAAGGCCCUUCCUUUGCAGCGCAGAUAAUGUACAGUAGAGAGGCCUUUCAGCCCGUCUGCUGCCGUUCAGUAUUUCUGCUCCGGUCCAGCCUCCUUCCAUCUCGGCCGGUAGGAAUAUUCAGAAAUGAGGCAGAGAACUCGGCCCUUUGGCUUGGAGUCCACAGCGAUCAUCACUCAUUUACCCCGAUGUUUCAUUAACGCGUUUUUUAAUUCUCUCUUCAUUUGCAUUGGCCACACCCCCUUUCACCCCAAGGCACUACUGGCCACCGUCAUAGUAGAAGCAAUUUACAGGGGCUAAUUAUCCUUUCGUCCCCCAGGUUGGAGAACGGGUGAACCCUCAAGGUCAGGACUGAACCUGAUACUUGUGCCUGAGGCAGCACCUCAGUCUGAGUUUAUUCGGCUUCCCAGCUUGACAGCUCCGGCCCUCCCGGUGGCGGCAAAUUCCACAUUGCUGAGCUCUGUGAGCAAGAAAUUGCCCGGAAUUUCUGCAGCUCGCAGCAGGUCAAUGGCAAAGACAACAGCUCGCUGGGGUGGGGGUGGGGGGGGGGGGUCCUGCCCCAGGCAUUAGAGAGGCUGUUGGUCUGCGAAGUCAGGAACCUGGGAUCAGUCCACAUCUCGGAUACCGUCCGUGUGGAGGUUUCUCCCUGGUGCUUACAAGAGCUCCCGUUACCUCCCAGGUCCCAAGGGCAUGCUGGUCGAUAGGUAGAUAGGCUGCUGUAGUUUCCCACGAGAGUGAGAGUGACUGGUAGAAGUUGGGGAGAAUUGAUGGGAAUGUAGGUAGAAUUUAAGAGGAUGAGCUGCAGACUCUUUGGGCUGGAGUUCAUGUUUCUGCACGGUUAUCAUUUUGUGGCGUUCCCCAACCACCAAGCCUCGGGGAGAAAGUAAUGGGGUCUAUCUCCACUCCCAGUUCUUUUCCACAGUGGGCUGAGGUACAGCAGUACAGGACUGCUUGACGGAUUCUGUGUCUCGUUCAUUGUCCCCCCACCCCACCCAACAUCCUCCCAUUGACAGUCUCAAAAAUUGGCUUGGUGUCUGUCCUGAAUACAGUAACUGAGCGAUCACUCCUGCUGAUCAGAGAUUAAGGAGAUGCUUUCAAACCUGGGAGUCACUUCAUUACGUUCUGCAGAUGCUUCUCACGCCCUGUGUCUCUAGUUGAUUGAAAUUUGAUUAUAAAAAGAGCAAAGGAACUGAACAAAAGUAGGAAAAGACACAGAUAGAACAGGAAAAGGAUAAUAGUGUCUGCAGUACCUCUAUGUUUCAGAAGAAAAAUUUGCUGCAGAGCUUGGUGAACUAGAUGUUUACAAUCUGCUGUACCCUUACCUUUCACCAGGCAUGCUUUCGAUAAAUUCCAGGCCACAUCGCGCCUCCUGAAAACCCAAGCAUCUUCCACUGCCCUACCAAGGGUAGAGGUGCCCAGUAGCUGUGGAAGGUGGGGGUGGGGAAGGUGUUGUGGCAGAGCGGUGCAGAAGAGAUGAGUGAGAUGUCAUUUCAAAUGUACCCUGUGCUGAUCUUGUGGAAGCUCUAAGAAAAUGUUUCCCUCGCUCUGUAGGUCAUGCAAAAGAUAGAGAUGUUAAUGAAUACAGUCGGCCCUCCUUAUCCGCGGGGGAUUGGUUCCGGGACACCCCCCCCCCCCCCCCCCCGCGGAUAACAAAAAACGCAGAUGCUCAAGUCCCCUAUUUAACCUCUCAGUGUGAUGGACUUUAGGACCCAGCGGAGCUCUGGACCUUAUUUAACCUGUCUCAGUGCGGUGGACUUUAGGACCUGGCGGAGCUCAGGACGCACCACCAGCAGUGUUUCUAUUCCACUGAUGGAAAACGAUCAUGGUUGAAAAUAAAGUGAUCAGAAAGAGGUGAAAAGCCAUCAGUUAUUGGAAAAGAGUUAGGCUGCAGUCGGACAACGAUCAGAACAAUUUUAAAGGAUAAAGUGAGAAUAAUGGAGCAUGUGAAAGGCCCUGCCCCGAUGAAAGCUACAAUUAUUACUAAGCAACGCAGUGGUUUAAUUAUUGAAAUACACACCUUCCUUAAGUGUUUUAUAUGCAUAGAAAGGUAAAAUAUAUAUUAUAUACUAAGGCUAACGUUUGACUGACACUAAAUAAUACCGGAUGUACCUGUUCUGACUUACUUAUAAUAUUUAAUACAAAGUAAAUGCUAUGUCAAUAGUUGUUAUACUGUAUUGUUUAGAGAGUAAUGACAAGAAAGAAAAAGUCUGUACAUGCUCAAACAACGAGUGCUGGAGAGGAAACUUCCAUUUUUUUUAUCCCGAUCCAUGAUAACCUAUGCACAUCCUCCCGUGUACUUUAAAUCAUCUCUAGAUUACUUAUAAUACCCAAUACAAUGUAAAUGCUAUGUAAAUAGUUGUUAUAUUUGAUUGCUUAGGGAAUAAUGACAAGAAAAAGUCUGGACAUGCUCAAACAACGAGUGCUGGAGAGAGAACUUCCGGGUUUUCCCGAUCCGCGGUUGGUUGAAUCCGCGCUUGCGGAACCCGCGGAUAAGGAGGGCCGACUGUAUGUAGAAUAUGUGAAUAAAUGUUUUCAGCAGUGUUCAGGGAUAACUAGAACUCUAGUUUCCUUAUAAAUGUUACUGUAAAUUAGCUGCAACCUAGAUUAAAGAAAAAGGUAAACUGUUACUUGUGUGAGAUGAGAAGAGUUAAGUAAAAUUGUGAGUGUUCUACAGUGUUGCCAAAGGCAAUUCCAGCAUCAAAGGAUUAAAACUGUGGAAUGGGGACAAUGGGGACAAUCCCAGGUUACCCAGGUAACAUUGUAUAUAUUGUUUUAAAGUAGUGUGGCAUCUGUCAGAAACUAUUUAAUUGGUAUUUUAGCUUCAAUUUCAUAUUUAAAUAAAAUAACAGUGAACAGUUACCAGAUUAAUUAAUGCUGACAAUUUCAUUGUAAACUUAGUUUUGAUACUUUCUGCUUUAUACAUGUCUGGAUCUAGUGACUGCUGUUACAGAUGUUUGGUUUUGAACAAAGUAGAUGUUGAUGUAACACUUUUCCAAAUGUACGUUUGUGUAGUUUGUUUGAUUUAUUGUGGGGGGGGGGGGUAUGGUGGACACUGUAGGGGAAGACCCAGGGUUGCCUGUGAGGGGUAUGUUUUUUUUUGCUGACAGCCUGACCACCGGGCUCGAAGAUGCGCUUAACGUGAAGGCAAUUUCGAUAGCAGUCAGUUUCCACCAGCACCGCAGGUGACAGAGUUUAAAUGAUCCUGUACUGAAGAACUUGUACUAACUUAACUCUGCCCGUUGCAAAAUGCCUCCUGGUGGAACGGUGAAUUUUUUUUCUUUGGCUUUUCCUGUUGAUCAGAGACUGGUGGGCGUUUUAGUAGAUGUGUAGCACGUGGAGCUAAUACAACAGAGCGGCCAUCCCUCAUGUCCACUCAAGCGGCUGUGCUUUCUGUACCUUAGCAGCCGGUGCUGCCGUAAACAUUUCUACAGUUUGCACACAUGACAAUGGACAUUCACGGAAAACACGUGGGUUUCUCGCCUUCUCUGGAACUCAGAACGUGUGGCUCACGCGAAUGCGAAUGAUGAAAUAACGAGGGCACAAACGAGUUCCCUUUUCCAGGCAGUCACAGCAGAUCUUUAUGGUCACACGGUACCCCAGUGUGAACUGGCUGCCGAUACUUCCCAAAUUCUUUUGAUGAACUGGCACAAUUAUAGCAUGGUGCAUCAGAGACUUUAUGGACUAAAACACACUGUGCCAGACUAUGAAGGAUGAUUUACAGUGGCAUGCAAAAGUUUGGGCACCCCUGGUCAACAUUUCUGUUACUGUGAAUAGCCAAGCGAGUAAAAGAUGACCUGAUUUCCAAAAGGCAUAAAGUUAAAGAUGACACAUUUCUUUAAUAUUUUAAACAAGAUUACUUUUUUAUUUCCAUCUUUUACAGUUUCAAAGCAACAAAAAAGGAAAAGGGCCUGAAGCAAAAGUUUGGGCACCCUGCAUGGUCAGUACUUAGUAACACCCCCUUUGGCAAGUAUCACAGCUUGUAAACGCUUUCUGUAGUCAGCUAAGAGUCUUUCAAUUCUUGUUUGGGGGAUUUUCGCCCAUUCUUCCUUGCAAAAGGCUUCUAGUUCUGUGAGAUUCUUGGGCCGUCUUGCAUACACUGCUCUUUUGAGGUCUAUCUGCAGAUUUUCAAUGAUGUUUAGGUCGGGGGACUGUGAGGGCCAUGGUAAAACCUUCAGCUUACGCCUCUUGGGGUAGUCCAUUGUGGAUUUUGAGGUGCAUUUAGGAUCAUUAUCCUGUUGUAGAAGCCAUCCUCUUUCCAUCUUCAGCUUUUUUACAGACGGUGUGAUGUUUGCUUCCAGAAUUUGCUGGUAUUUAAUUGAAUUAAUUCUUCCCUCUACCAGUGAAAUGUUCCCUGUGCCACUGGCUGCAACACAAGCCCAAAACAUGAUCGAUCCACCCCCAUGCUUAACAGUUGAAGAGGUGUUCUUUUCAUGAAAUUCUGCACCCUUUUUUCUCCAAAAAUACUUUUGUUCAUUGCAGCCAAAAAGUUCUAUUUUAACUUCCAUCAGUCCACAGGACUUGUUUCCAAAAUGCAUCAGGCUUGUUUAGAUGUUCCUUUGCAAACUUCUAACACUGAAUUUUGUGGUGAAGACGCAGGAAAGGUUUUCUUUUGAUUACUCUUCCAUGAAGGUCAUUUUUGUGCAGGUGUUGCUGCAGAGUAGAACAGUGCACCACCACUCCGGAGUCUGCUAAAUCUUCCUGAAGGUCUUUUGCAGUAAAACGGGGGUUUUGAUUUGUUUUUCUAGCAAUCCUACGAGCAGUUUCUCUCGGGAAGUUUUCUUGGUCUUCCAAGACCUCCACCGUUCCUGUUAACUGCCAUUUCUUAACUACUUUAUGAACUGAGGAAACGGCUACCUGAAAAUGCUUUGCUGUCUUCUUAUAGCCUUCUCCUGCUUUGUGGGCAUCAUUUAUUUUAAUUUUCAGAGUGCUAGGCAGCUGCUUAGAGGAGCCCAUGGCUGCUGAUUGUUGGGACAAGGUUUGAAGAGUUGGGGUAUUUAUAAAGCUUUGAAAUUUGCAUCACUUAGCCUUUCCUAACGAUGACUGUGAACAAGCCAUAGCCCGAACAAGCUAAUUAAGGUCUGAGACUUUGGUAAAAGUUAUCUGGCAACUGAAAUCUUUUGGGGUGCCCAAACUUUCGCAUGGUGCUCCUUUCCUUUUUUUUUCACUCUACAAUAGUACAAAACAAAACUAAUAUACUAAUCUUUCUUAAAAUGUUGAAAAGAACAUUUAAUCUUUAACGGUAUGACUUUUGGAGAUCAGUUCAUCUUCUACUCACUUAACUAUUCACAGUAACAGAAAUUUUGACCAGGGGUGCCCAAACUUUUGCAUGCCACUGUAUAUAAUGAAAAAUGAGACAUUGUCAACCAUAGCAAGAAAAGUAACAGCAACUGUAUAAUUUGCCAGAGACAUAUCUGCUGCUGCCAGACCCUCCCCCUGCUAGUCAUUUGUGCAUCUCCAAACAGACUUUAUCCAGUUACCUAAAUGUAUGGGUUGUGAUUUUGUACAUGUUGCUGUGUUUGUUGUCUCCAUGAAAGCUUAUCAAACUCAUAGAAAUGAUGCUGUAACUUUUUGGUGUAUGUUCUUACCCAGUGUCUGCAAGGGAAGGAGUUAUGGAACAUGCACCAACUAAGGGACAAUUAUUUUAAUAACUUCAAAGUAUCAUCAGUGGUUAGCUUGUAGUUUCUGAUGAGUUUUGUGAAUGACAAUUGAUCUUCCAAAUAAGAAAUUUGAAUGUACACAAGGUUAAUAUCCAUAACUGCUGGUCAAUUCUGUGUAAAAAUGGCAUCUCUCUGUUCGGACUUCAGAGCAAUGUGGCGACAGGGGCCAUGCUGUCCUCCUCAUGCACGAGUAAAUAAAGUAUGUUUGAG